ACGAGCAGGGACACCUUGCACCGUCUGUGGGGUGCAGGGGGGAGGGGGGAAAUCCACGGGGGCAUUCAAUAGCACAAAGCUGGAAUGUCCCUCCAAGAACAGCCAUCCCUUUGGAUCUAUUGCUUUGCAUUGCUGCUCCAUUUGUAGCAUUAUGUUUGUGACCAGUUUAUCCUCCUCCAUCUAAUUUAUUGAGCCCAGCUCUCUUCGUACCUUGAUGUCCAUCCUGUCACUACGGAUCCGUGAAUUAAAGGCUCACUGCAGAUCUGUGUAAUUUAUGCUCUAUGUCUUGCCACCAACUUGCUUGAGAUCCAGUAUUUCCAAUCGGUGUGUUGCUUUUCCACCAACAUGUCUGCUCCUCUUGGGCCCAGGGGUGGCCCUCUGCCUCCUGCACAGCCACUCUUGCCUGAGAUGCCAGAUCUUAGCCAUCUAACGGAGGAUGAGAGGAAGACCAUCCUUGCAGUUAUGGACCGGCAGAAGAAAGAAGAAGAGAAGGAGCAGUCAGUACUCAAGGUGAAAGAAGAACAAAAACCCCAACUGUCGCAGAAAUUGCACCAGCAGUUUGAAUCGUACAAAGAGCAAGUGAAGAAGAUGGGCGAGGAGGCUCAGCAGCAGCAAGAACAGAAAGGAGAUGCGCCCACUUGCGGGAUCUGCCACAAAACAAAAUUUGCAGAUGGCUGCGGCCAUAACUGUUCAUAUUGCCAAACUAAGUUCUGCGCACGUUGCGGAGGGAGAGUGUCAUUGCGCUCAAGCAAGGUAAUGUGGGUAUGUAAUUUGUGCCGAAAACAACAAGAAAUCCUCACAAAAUCAGGAGCCUGGUUCUACAGCAGUGGGUCAAACACAGCACAGAAGGCCGGCGAAGAGGCCCAGCCGGGACUCCAGAACGAAGAAGCACCUCAGGAGAAAAAGGCUAAGCUACAAGAGCCGUCCCAAUACCAGGGACCCUCAGGGGACUUAAUAACACCAGCCUCAGACAAGAGCAGGUCACAAGGGAUCGUACGGCAAGACUCCAUUAAGAAUGGCUCUGGAGUAAAACACUCAACUGCAAGUGAUCUACCAUCCGACAGGAAAAGAAGCCCCUCAAUAUCUAGAGACCAGAAUCGAAGGUACGAUUCAAGGGAAGAUAUAGGAGAACAUUCGCAGUAUGUUACAUCAGACAGCGCAAUGCCUAGGUCACCGUCGGAUUACUCUGAAGGGCGAUCGCCGCGUGGGCCUCAGCUAUAUGACGAUCCUGAGCAUGGCGAUUACAGGAGAAGUCGGCGGCGUUCUAAUGAGUAUUCAGUAGAUGAGGAGGACAUUCAGGACAGGGAUGAGUAUGAGCGGCAGAGAAGAGAGGAGGAGUAUCAGGCAAGGUACAGAAGCGACCCUAAUUUGGCUAGAUAUCCAGUUAAACCCCAACCCUAUGAGGAGCAAAUGCGAAUUCAUGCAGAGGUAUCCAGGGCUCGUCAUGAAAGAAGACAUAGCGACGUAUCUUUAGCUCACACCGAGUUAGAAGAGUCACGUAUGUCCAUGUUGAGGCUAGACCGGCCGUCAAGGCAGAGGUCUGCUUCUGAGCGUAGAGCGGCCAUGGAAAGCCAGCGCUCAUUUUCUAUAGAAAGAACUAGAGAUGUGCAGGGGCCAAGUCCUAAUCGGCAAAGGAACUCAAAUCACAGCCCUCCAACGCCUAGAAGGAGCCCCAUUCCUAGUGACAGGCCCGAUUUGAGGCGUACAGAUUCUUUAAGGAAGCAGCACCACUUGGAUCCAAGUUCUGCAGUGAGGAAAACCAAAAGGGAAAAAAUGGAAACUAUGCUAAGGAACGAUUCACUUAGUUCAGACCAGUCUGAAUCGGUCCGACCACCACCGCCCAAGCCUCAUAAAACAAAAAAAGGAGGUAAAACGCGUCAGAUUUCAUUGAGUAGUUCGGAAGAAGAGUUGGCAUCUACACCGGAGUACACAAGCUGUGACGAUGUUGAGAUUGAAAGUGAAAGUGUGAGUGAAAAAGGGGACAGUCAAAGGGGAAAAAGAAAAACUAGUGAGCAGGCAGUUUUGUCGGAUUCAAACACCUUGUCUGAAAGACAAAAGAAAAUGGUGUGCUUUGGAGCCCACUCUUUGGAAGAGGACUUGGAAUGGUCUGAGCCUCAGAUUAAAGACUCUGGGGUAGACACGUGUAGUAGCACCACCCUAAACGAGGAGCAUAGCCAUAGUGAGAAGCACCCUGUUACAUGGCAAGCAUCCAAAGAUGGCGACCGAUUAAUUGGCCGCAUCUUGUUAAACAAGCGGUUAAAAGACGGGAGUGUUCCGCGAGAUUCCGGAGCGAUGCUUGGACUGAAGGUUGUAGGAGGUAAAAUGUCAGAGUCUGGUCACCUAUGCGCUUAUAUCACCAAAGUGAAGAAAGGAAGCCUAGCGGAUACUGUUGGACGCCUGCGACCGGGUGAUGAAGUGUUAGAAUGGAAUGGUCGGAUUUUGCAAGGCGCCACAUUUGAAGAAGUUUACAAUAUAAUUCUGGAGUCCAAACCUGAGGCACAAGUAGAAUUAGUGGUCUCCAGACCGAUAGGAGAUAUACCUAGAAUACCUGAUAGCACACAUGCCCCACAGGAUUCCAGUUCUAGUUCAUUUGAAUCCCAGAAAAUGGAUCGCCCCUCCAUAUCUGUUACAUCCCCUAUGAGUCCUGGAAUGUUGCGUGAUGUCCCCCAGUUUCUGUCUGGACAACUUUCAAGCCAAAGCCUUAAUAGAAGAACAGCGCCUUUUGUUCCUAGGGUCCAGAUAAAACUCUGGUAUGACAAAGUUGGCCAUCAAUUGAUUGUCACUAUAUUAGGAGCUAAGGACUUGCCAUCAAGAGAGGAUGGCAGACCGAGGAAUCCUUAUGUUAAAAUUUAUUUUCUUCCUGAUCGAAGUGAUAAGAACAAAAGAAGAACAAAGACGGUGAAGAAGACGUUAGAACCCAAAUGGAACCAAACGUUCAUUUACUCUCCAGUUCCUCGAAGAGAGUUUAGAGAACGAAUGUUGGAGAUUACACUUUGGGAUCAAGCCAGAGUUCGAGAGGAAGAAAGUGAAUUCUUAGGAGAGAUUCUAAUUGAAUUAGAAACUGCACUUUUAGAUGAUGAACCACAUUGGUACAAGCUACAGACGCAUGACGUGUCCUCGUUGCCACUUCCCCACCCGUCUCCAUUUAUGCAACGGAGACAAGUGCACGGAGAGAGCCCGACUAGAAGAUUGCAAAAUAAAGGCCCAUAUUCAUAUAAUUCAGGAUCCAAAAGAAUAAGUGAUAGUGAGGUGUCUGAUUAUGACUGCGAUGAUGGAGUCGGGGUCGUGUCAGAUUUACGGCACAAUGGUCGCGAUAUGCAGAGUUCAACAUUAUCCGUUCCAGAUCAAGUCAUGUCAUCGAAUCACUGUUCCCGAACUGGAUCGCUCAAUGUUGAUAGUAUAGGAAGGACAAGAUCCUGGUCUCCUAGUGUUCCACCUCCACAAAGGAGUAUGGACCAGGGACCAAGUGGGACGAGAUCUGGCCCCGCACAUUACAAUUUCAUGGGCAGAGCGGAAAGGCAUCGUACAGUUGAUAACCACUACUCCCCUGACAGAGAAAGGAAUUGUGAAGCGGCAGAUAGACACCCAUAUCAGAGAUCCAGGUCCACAGAACAACGGCCUGUACUUGAGCGGACCAACUGCCGCUCCAGAUCCACUGAGCGCCCUGACUCAAACCUCAUGAGGUCGAUGCCUUCAUUAAUGACGGGAAGAUCUGCCCCUCCUUCACCUGCCUUAUCGAGGGCUCAUCCUCACACCGGCUCUGUUCAAACCAGCCCCUCAGGCACCCCGUUAGCAGGACGUAGAGGCCGUCAGCUGCCCCAACUCCCACCCAAGGGGUCGCUGGAACGAAAAAAUGGAGACAAGGAAAUAGAGUCUUUUGAAGAAGUUACUUGGGAAGACCAGCUGAGAAAGGUGAAUGGUGCAAUAACUGAUGACAAACAGUUGCCGAAAAAGAAACCCCAUUCUGAGCCAGAAGACAGGACGGCAGAGCAAGAGAAUGGGGACCAAGGUUCGAUGGAUGUAGAAGAGAGAAAUCGUCAGAUAAAAAUGAAGAUCAACAAGUACAAGCAAGUGGCAGGCUCAGACUCGAGGCUAGAAAAAGAUUAUCAUUCCAAGUACCGGUCCGGCCGGGAUCCGCAGAGGGGGUCGGACAAUGUGUCCAACAAGUCGUCAGACAGUGAUGUGAGCGAUGUGUCUGCCGUGUCCAGAACAAGCAGUGCCUCCCGUUUCAGCAGUACAAGCUACAUGUCUGUGCAGUCUGAGCGGCCGCGGGGGAACCGGAAAAUAAAAAGAUUGAGAGAGAUAGGGGAUAGAAGUGAUAGGAAAGAGGGUUGGCAGAGGGGGCAGAACCACAAGGAUACAGGCUUCCCCGAGGAGGAUGAGGGGGAAGUCCAACAGGAAGGAGAUAGUGAGAAGGUGACAGAAGAGUGUCAGGCAGCCAGUGAGAACUCCAACAAGAGAGAAAGCAAGGGCUCCACAGAGGAAGAGAGUCUGCAUGGGGAGCAAGAUGAGGAGACACAGGAACCAAAGGAACCUCACAAAGAGGAUCUGCCAAGGAGGUUAUCAGAAAAUGACAUCAGCAGACAGAUGGGCGCCUCCGGAAAGAACAUGACCAAGAGUACCAGCAUCGGAGGGGACAUGUAUACACUGGAGAAGAAUGACGGGAGCCAAUCCGAUACAGCGGUGGGCACAGUGGGUACAGGGAAUAAGAAGAGACGCUCCAGCAUUGGCGCCAAAAUGGUGGCCAUUGUAGGCCUGUCGCGGAAAAGUCGAAGUACCUCGCAGCUCAGCCAAACAGAAGUUGGGGGUAAGAAGUUGAAAAGCACGAUACAGAGAAGUACGGAAACGGGACUGGCCGUAGAGAUGAGAAACUGGAUGACAAGACAAGCGAGUCGGGAGUCUAAUGAUGGAAGUAUGAACAGUUACAGCUCAGAGGGAAACCUAAUAUUUCCUGGGGUCCGGUUGGGGUCUGACAGCCAGUUCAGUGAUUUCCUGGAUGGUCUUGGGCCUGCACAAUUAGUUGGACGACAGACCUUAGCAACUCCUUCCAUGGGUGAUAUCCAGGUUGGAAUGAUGGACAAGAAAGGCCAAUUGGAAGUAGAAGUUAUACGUGCCCGAGGUCUUGUUGUAAAACCAGGGUCAAAGACACUGCCAGCACCGUAUGUAAAAGUGUAUCUCUUAGAAAAUGGGGUCUGCAUAGCCAAAAAGAAAACAAAGGUAGCAAGAAAAACGCUGGAGCCUUUAUACCAGCAACUGUUAUCUUUUGAAGAAUCACCGACAGGAAAAGUCUUACAGAUAAUUGUUUGGGGAGACUAUGGACGCAUGGAUCAUAAGUCUUUUAUGGGUGUGGCACAGAUACUUUUAGAUGAACUGGACCUUUCCAACAUGGUGAUUGGAUGGUUUAAACUUUUCCCCCCUUCCUCUCUAGUAGACCCAACGUUAGCUCCUCUAACCAGAAGAGCGUCCCAGUCAUCUCUUGAAAGUUCCACAGGACAUUCUUAUGCUCGGUCAUAGCCCUUGUGAAAAACUGUUGACUCUGCAACCAGCGUUUCAAAAAAACAACAACAACAAAACAAUAUGACAACAAAUCAAAAUAUGACGGGUCGCGCACCCUGGUAAUCACUGCAUGCUUAAUGUUGUCUUCUGAGCCUGUUUCUAGGGAUACCAAGCGAUCCUGCAUUCUCAGUGGAAGUCGCACACAUUGUGCGCUAUAGAAGGUUCUCAGGUGAUGGAGUGGAGCUAACCAACGGGUUUGGAGACCAGUGAAGCUCAGUUCUAGCUGAAUCUGAAGCCAUGGAUUACUGACAAUAAAAAAAAAAGAAAUGUUUCAUGCAACAAAAGUCAUCUUCAAUGGCAUACCAUGUUGUUGCAAAGUUUUCUUUUUAUAUUUGCCCCCAAGGACUGGGAACCCCCAAGAAAGAGCUCUUUGUAAGCGGGUCAGUAAUGUAUGAGACAGUGGGAGAAGAUGGCAUCAAAGAAAAAACACCAGUGUUAUAAAGGGCAAUCAUUGUGAACGGUCACAUAGGCCCAUGGUCCGAAAAGAGUUGGCUUUUAGCAUAAAAUAUAAAAGGAAUCCAAUCUUUGAUUAUUUCUCUGGGGAAGAAUUUUUCUGUGGUUAUUCGGUACUUAAGAAACUAAAAUUAUUAUUAUUUUUUUUUUUUUUUUUUGCAUGGACACGGAUCUAACAUGAAAAAUAUUUUCUUUGGGCUGCAACUUGCAAAAAAAAUAAAAAAUGGCAAAAAGAUACAGCCAUUUUCAACAAUUUAUAUUCUUUUUAAGAAAAACAAAUUUCACUAAUGCAUGGUUUUAAAAAGGGGAGAGAAUGCAACGGCGUGAAACAAAGACAAACCACGUUCAUCAUUCUUAAAAACCAAUCAUGGUCUGUGUUUUUGCAGAUGCGUAUAAAAAAAACCCAACAAAUUAAGAACAAAAAAUUAUUUCUAGCAAAUAUUUUAAAUUCUCUUUAUGUGACAAGAAAUAAAUGUAACAUAUACAGUUUAUUUAAAUGUAAAAGGUACAAGCCUUGUAAAGUUUAACAUUAUGUGCAAAUUGUACAUGUCUAUUAUCUCUUCUCUCACUAGUAUUUAUUUUUGCAUUGUGUCUUUCAAUCCCACGUAUCUCCCGGACCUCUUUUCUGAAUCCAUUCUUUCAGGUUUGUCGGCGGCACACACAUUUACCCCACCGUGGGCCGCGACUGCUCCUCCCCCUCCUUCCCCAUUUUUGGAAAAGUGUUGCAGACUUUUUUCCUGCAUUCUUGAAUUCUUUAACAAAAUACAUUGUUUUACCUGGCAAGUUCAGGAGAGGCUAGCCUCCUGAAGCCGAUUGCAUAGCUACCGUUCUUUAUUUCAAGCAUGUUGAAAAAGUAUUUUGCAACAUGGCUUCAGAAUACCUACGGUAAAUCAGCAUGUCUUUGAUAUAGAAGAUAUUUGAACUUUUUUGCAAUAUCUUGUACAGUGCAUGGUACAGUAACUAUUUUUUUCACCAUCAAAUUGAGUCUUAACGGGAAAAAAACAACUAUAAUUAUGUGGCUAUUUUCAGACCUCUUAAAUUCUUUCUCAGCACCCAGCAAUGUUAUCUUGAGGGUUAAACUGAAAUUCCUAUCAUGGGGCAUUAUAGUAUCCACUAUUUUUAAAGAAUGAGCGCCCUUUUUUUGCACCUUGUCAGAAAUCUUUAUCAUACCCGGUGAAGUUUUUAAUUGCUCUUUAAUUUUUCAGCCCUACAAAGUUCAAACUUUUCAAGAGCUUUGUAACAGUGGACAGUUAGCCCAGUGUUUUGGGCGCUGCAGCCUAAACACGUGCCUGCCUAAAGGCACUUUCCUUUAAUGAAUUGUAAUGUUUAAGCGAAAAUAGUCAGAUCAGUCUCAAAGCUUUUUUUUCCCCCUUAAAUAAUACCAAGUAACCCCCAGGGCUCUGGCUGCCAUAUUUGUGCUCCCAAACUUUUAGGGGUGCAACUGUUGAGCCCUGUGCGGCACCUCUGCUUGUUCCCUUUCAGUCCCCGUAAGGUACAAACCAAAAAUAUGUGUUUGGGUGUGUUGAGGUAUUGCAUCUUGAAAGUUAAAGCAUAAAUAUAUAUUUCACUAGUUCAUACGGGUGAAAUAUGACAUUGCCUUUUUUUCCAUUAUUUCCUGGAUUCCCAAAAUCAGUUUUGGGUAGCCCGUAGCUCUCCAUCUAUCAUGGAACUAUAAGUUCCAGCAUGCCCAGGUGGCAUGGCGUGUCGUAACUUGUAGUUUCACAAUAGUUUGGGAGUAAUAGCUUUCCUACCACUUCCCAACUGUAAGUGUAUAUGCAAAUUUGCGUAUCCAUGCACAAAUGCGUAUAGAAACAUUUAUAUAUGAGUGUGUUAUGCCUAUGACUGUGUGUGUAUAUGAAUAUACACAUCUGCAAGCACACAUAUAGACAGCAUUGACAAUAUUAUUUAAUUGCGACAGCUCAUGGAAAAAUAUUUUUAAUACACUUUAUUCUUUAAUAUAUUUUAAUACCCACCAAUAAAAAUUGGCAACAGAAGUAAGGAAAAUAAAGCAUUUCCCUAAUGAUCAUAAUUGCCUUUUUUAAUUUAUAUAAUAGUUUUUCCAUACAGUAGAUAGAUUACCAAAUAUUAUAUUAAUUAUGAAGUUGAUAACGCUGUUUAUCAAAGUAAUUUUAAAUGGUUGUGAACCAGCAAAAUUAUAAUUUAAACAAAAAAAAAAUAAAAAAAAUUAUACAUAUAUAUAAUAUAUAUAUUAUAUAUAUAUAAAAAUAAAAAAGUACCACCUACAGUAUCAUCAUGUCAUAAAUAAUAAAACAAUUUCUGGUAUUGAAAAUGCAGUGUAAUAUGUUAUUUUCUGAAAAUAAAAAUCCCAAGAUGCAUUUUUUUCUUUCUAAUUUUUAUAGGGAGAACAAGACCGUAUAUAAGAUUUGUACAUAAGUAUCAUUAUGCAGUAUUUAUUUUAAAAGAAAUAAAAUUGAUGUAUUUUUAUUUUAUUUCACAUGUCUGCAGCUGUGCCCAUGGUGUGGUCAUGUUAUUCACACUACCCCAGUGACCUCUGCAGUCUUGUACAUAGUACGUUUUAAAAGCAAGAGGAAUUUACAGUUGGGUAAUACGGCAGAUUAGCCUUGCAAUGAGCACCAACUAAUGUAAAGCAUAUUAAUUACGGUGGUGGUAUUUAACACUUUAAAUAAAACAUUUUCUUUACA
Pseudophryne corroboree (corroboree frog) is the source of this 8672-nucleotide messenger RNA. RefSeq names its product regulating synaptic membrane exocytosis 2 (gene RIMS2). Gene Ontology annotation, molecular function: transmembrane transporter binding; small GTPase binding. The record is from RefSeq and is a predicted model, not a curated record. Gene Ontology annotation, cellular component: presynaptic membrane; cytoskeleton of presynaptic active zone. Bases 346 to 5514 code for a protein of 1722 amino acids. NCBI's taxonomy places the organism in Eukaryota, Metazoa, Chordata, Amphibia, Anura, Myobatrachidae. Gene Ontology annotation, biological process: calcium ion-regulated exocytosis of neurotransmitter; positive regulation of synaptic transmission; regulation of membrane potential. The transcript has 33 exons.